AUGCCGAUGAGACUGGACAAAAACACAAAUGACCGGCCAGUGAUUGGUAUCUUGACUCAGAUAGUGACUGAUGAAGCCAUGAAGCCGUAUGGAAAGACCUACAUCCCCACUGGAUACGUGCAGUACAUAGAGGCUGGCGGCAGCAGAGUUAUGCCAAUAAGAGUAAUUUAUGAUGAGAAGUAUUAUGAAUCCGUUUUUCAGAAGAUAAAUGGACUUCUCCUCAUUGGAGGCGCUGCAGAUUUAGAAACAUCUGACUUUGCCAGAGUAGCAAAGAUCUUCUACAAACUUGCUCUGAAGGCCAAUGACGCCGGAGACUACUUUCCCAUCUGGGGCACAUGUAUGGGUAUGCAGCAACUGUCUGUUCUUGUGGCUGGUGAGAAUCUGCUCUCAAAAACCCCAGCUGAAAAUGAAGCAAUGCCUCUGAACCUCACAACCGAUGCUUUUUUGAGCAGGAUGUUCCAGGAUUUUCCCCUCCCCCUUAUGAAAGCCAUCAUGCAAGAACCUCUGACUGGAAAUUUCCACCACUAUGGCCUCACAAUACAGAAUUUCACCGAAAAUGUUAAAUUGAAUAAUUUUUUUACAAUUUUGUCAACAAACAUCGCUGACAACGGAGCCCACUUUGUCUCCACAAUUGAAGGUAAGAAAUAUCCCUUCUAUGGGGUACAGUGGCACCCUGAAGUGAAUAGAUUCAGUUGGGCCCCUAAGAACUACCCUCACUCCUAUCAUGCUGUGCAAGUGUCCAGUCUGCUGGCUCAGUUCUUCGUCAAUGAAGGAAGGAGAAGUUUUCACAAGUUUAAAGAUCCCGAAGAAGAGGCAAAGGCACUGAUUUAUAACUACACUCCAGUCUACUCAGCCGACUUCACAGCAUAUGAGCAGACGCUGCUGCGCUGUGAUUGGUGCAGGCGCCUGUCGGUCACGCAGGGGGCGGGAGGAUGCUGUGGUCUAGUUUGUGUCUCGCUGGUGCUGCUGGAUCUCACGGCGAGGAGCGCGGGUCGUCUCUGUCCAUCAGGUCCUCGGCUCUUCCAGCGGCUCUUCCAGCGGCUCUUCCAGCGGCUCUGCGGGCGGCCAGCAGGUGCCCCCCGGAGCUCAUCCACCCGGGCAACUCGUCUGCGGCGUGUUGGUAAACAGGAGUCUCCCUCUGGCGCAUUGAUGCACCCGUUUCAGUGGUGUAACGGGUGCUUCUGUGGUCUGGGUCUGGUCUACUCCAAUAAGUCAUGCACCAUGCCACCCAUCACCUUCCAGGACCUGCCCCUUAACAUCUACAUGGUGAUCUUCGGCACCGGCAUCUUCGUCUUCAUCUUGAGCCUCAUCUUCUGCUGCUACUUUAUCAGCAAACUGCGCCACCAGGCCCAGAGUGAGCGCUUUGGCUACAGAGAGGUGGUUUUGAAAGGUGAUCCAAAGAAGCUGAAUCUUCAUGGGCAGACUUGUGCCGUUUGUCUGGAAGACUUCAAGGUCAAAGACGAGCUGGGGGUGUUACCAUGCCAACACGCCUUUCACAGGAAGUGUCUGGUGAAGUGGCUGGAGGUGCGGUGUGUAUGUCCCAUGUGUAACAAGCCGAUCGCAGGCCCCCCAGAGCAGCACCACAGCAUAGGCACCCUGCUGGACGAACUGGUGUAA
This is a messenger RNA of Knipowitschia caucasica, 1617 nucleotides long. The record is from the annotation of a GenBank genome assembly. NCBI's taxonomy places the organism in Eukaryota, Metazoa, Chordata, Actinopteri, Gobiiformes, Gobiidae.